AUGCGGUAUGAAGACUGGGACAUCCUCCUCUUUCCUCGGGGCUGCUCGGUCCCCAUGAAAGAGUUCAAGGUGGCCUGCCACGUUGUUCACGAUCUCGAGUUCUCUCAAACUCACGGCUCUUUUGGCGUCCCGACGCUCUGCUGUUUUGUUCCUAGUCUGGCACCUGGCACACCAUUCCAGAUCUCUAUUCAUUCGUGGACCAUCCCAGCAAUCAGCCAAUUUGCGAAGUCGUACUCGGAAUACCCUGAGAGUGUCAAAUUUGAAGCCAGGCUCUUCGUCGACGGCCGUCUCGUUGCGUCCACGGCCCUCGAUCGGAAGAGCGAUUGGCCACAUGUCAUCGCUCACAGCUUCGAUUUUUCCAAGAACGGCGAACUGCAGACUCUUAAAUUCCCCGUCUUUCAACAGGAACUCCUCCAACAGAACUACUGGAGUCCUGCCGAUGACCUCGGCAGAAUCAAGCUUGUCAUCAGCGAAGGGUUCCCGCGCGACUCUUUGUCCUUGCCCAUCGAGCGGGUCAAGAACAUCGUUGCCUUUUCUUUCCAGCAUGCCCCCCUAGAUGUUCUUGAGAGCUCAUCUAUUGCUUGGCCAAAUCCCGCCAUGUGGGGUCGAGCUCCAUUCACUGCCUCCACGGUUCCUACCUACCCAUCAGAUGACGCCAAGUCCCACGCACACUCCCCGAGACGCCGACCUCCUGGAUUAGAAGGACUCCCAGCAGCGAAUGCUAUGCCCAUGAUCCAGGGAAUCAUGUCCGAGAUUUCUGCCAACUGUGGGUCCAGAACUCCAGGCCCGCCUGCCUAUCCCCUGGAGGAGUCUCACAAUUUGGGAGGCCCCAGUCUAUUCGAAGACUCCAAUGCCUACUUUGAGUGGCUUGCGAGCGCAAACAUGGGCAUGAACGACAUCGCUCCCCCAUUCAUCCCCACUACUUCGAAGUCUCGCAGGUCCAGAAAGACCAGCACCGACAUCAGCAUGCCGGAUUACACCUCCACCCACGGGGGCCAAACAUCCACUUCUGGGGACGCACCAUUCACAGUGGCAUCCUUUCAGCCUGAGGAUGACGUUAACUCUAGUCCGAAGGUCCCAUCUAAUACACCAACUGAAGGAAGGGGGGUGUAUGAAUCAGAGGGGGUCCCUUUCCCAAUCAUCACACACGAUGGUGGUAUUCCCACUGAUCUAGCCAACUCGUUGACAAACUCACUGCUUAAUCAGACGACUCCCUACCAGCGCCAGACUCCAAACAUGCACACUCCAAUUGCUGAGCCCCGAUCUCGCAAGGAAACCCGUACGCGCAGACUCACUCCAUCGACGCUUCCUUUGAGCUCGACUACUGCGCAGAACCAUCAAGAACGACGUUGGUCUCAACAGUCGUAUAUUCCAUCCAGUGGUAUCAUCCCGAUCUCUCUGGCUGGGUCGCAGACGAAGAGUCCCAAAAAUCUGACUUACUCCGACGUCAACCAGCGAACUCCCUCGAUGAGCAAGUUCGGAGCUAAUCUGGCCAAUUUGUCAGGUCAAGAGAAUAUCAUGGAGGUUGCACACGGCCCUUCUGAUAAGGGAAACAAGCGGGUUCGACACUUUACCCCAGGAUCUGCAAAGACUAUUGAAGAGGAUGAUGAACCCCGGCGCGCCAGCCCUCGUAUCAGGCUCACACCAUUUGCGGAGGGCAGUCCCACAGCCCGUUAAGGCCAAUCAAGAGCUUGGGGGAGGUUAUUUCGGAUUCAAGCAUCAGUAUUAAUUGCGGAAGAGUGUGGAUAAUGUCGGAUGGUGUACUACUGUAUUUUUUGGUGUCGAUUCACUCGUCUUAUCCAUCAUUUCAUGUCCAUCCUUAGACACCUGGCGCAGGAGGGGCAAAGGCUAGAAAACGAC
Messenger RNA from Ilyonectria robusta, 1860 nucleotides. RefSeq lists its product as uncharacterized. The record is from RefSeq and is a predicted model, not a curated record. The coding region runs from base 1 to 1677 and encodes 558 amino acids. The transcript is spliced from 6 exons. Lineage: Eukaryota; Fungi; Ascomycota; Sordariomycetes; Hypocreales; Nectriaceae.